Molecule: messenger RNA, 4767 nt
Organism: Homarus americanus (American lobster)
Lineage: Eukaryota; Metazoa; Arthropoda; Malacostraca; Decapoda; Nephropidae
Gene: CPT2
Product: carnitine O-palmitoyltransferase 2, mitochondrial-like
Exons: 14
Coding region: 145-2148 (667 amino acids)
Biological process (GO): fatty acid beta-oxidation
Cellular component (GO): mitochondrion
Molecular function (GO): carnitine O-palmitoyltransferase activity
Source: RefSeq, a predicted model, not a curated record
CCUGUGUAGUUGUUACCAAGAGAAGUAAGUGACCAAUUAUUGAGCUGAAUGUUGACACCCCAGUGACUCCAGAACAGGCAAAUGACAUCAUAUUAGCCUGUGUUAUAACCAAGAGAGAUCCUCUCAAUUCAACGUCCAUCUAAAAUGUUGGGGGCUCGGAGCAAACUUGUUGGGAAGCCUCUGAUGCAGACACUAAGAACUACUAGAGUUGGUGUGAUGCAGAGGGGGCUUCACAGGGCUACAGUAUACAACAGCUCUGUCAAAGAUGAUGACUACCAGUACAUCCAGAGGUCCAAGAUUCCUUCAAUGCAUUUUCAGAAGUCAUUAUUACGACUGCCAAUCCCCGAUCUGGAGAAGACAUGCGCUCGAUACCUACGUUCACAAAAAGUCCUAUCAACGUCAGAGGAAUACAGUGCAACAGAGAGUGUAGUUGCUCAGUUUAAAGGUGGACCUGGCGUAGACUUACAUGCACAGCUAAAACAGAUUGAUAAGGCAAACAAACACACAAGUUACAUCUCAGGACCGUGGUUUGAUAUGUACCUGAGUGAUCGUGUUCCUGUUGUACUUAAUUAUAACCCCUUCAUGACAUUCCACCCUGAGGAGAGACCGGGCUACUCACACCCUGUUAUACGUGCUACAAAUACUUUAGUGUCGUCUCUUAGAUUUAUGCGCACACUUCGAGAGAAUCUCUUGGAACCUGUUGUGUAUCAUCUCAACCCUGCAAAGAGUGACAAUCAGCGGUUUAGAGAUAUCAUACGGUGGAUUCCCUCCCCUGUGGCGUCAUAUGCUGCUUAUGCUAUGAAGGUGUUCCCAUUGGACAUGUCUCAAUUUGGCAACCUCUUCAACUCUACACGUAUCCCUGAGAUUGGCAAGGACAGGCUUCAGUGUGACCCUCAUGCACGCCACAUGCUCUUCAUGAAAAAUGGCCACUUCUAUGUGUUUGACGUCCUAGAUAGAGACGGUAAUAUUCUUUCUCCGAGUCACAUUCACGCCUGCGUUCAAUACAUUGCUGAGGAUCAGACUCCGCCUCCGAGGCAUUCCAUUGCCAUCCUCUCAUCAGAAAACCGUGACACUUGGGCUGCCUGCCGGCAAGAAUUGAUAGCUGCAGGAAAUGGAGCUGCACUGGAGGCAAUUGACUCUGCAGCCUUUAAUAUAGUUUUUGAUGAUGUUAAAGUUGGUUUAGACCCAAAGAAGAUGUAUCACACUUUCCUCUAUGGCAAUGGGAAAAACAGGUGGUUUGACAAGUGCUUUUCAUUGAUUUUCACUGCUGAUGGCCAAGGUGCCCUAAAUUUUGAACAUUCUUGGGGUGAUGGAGUAGCUGUCAUGAGUUACUUUAAUGAAGUAGCCAAAGAUUUACAAGAGAAGCCAAGCGUCCACCUUGACAGUGUACCUGCCACUAUUGAUGCCUCACAAUUUGUCCGUAAGCUUGAAUUCAACUUGACCCCCAAUUUGGAGGCUGCCGUUGAUAAAGCUGUCGAGACGUACGACACAAACACCAGUGCUCUGCAAGUGGAUGUUCUGGAGUCUAAAAUAUUUGGCAAGAAUCUAUGUAAGAAGCAUAAUGUGUCCCCAGAUGCCAUGAUGCAGUUAGGGUUCCAGGUUGCUUACUAUCUUCAGAAUGGCAAGACCGUGGCCACCUAUGAGUCGUGUAGUACUGCUGCAUUUAAACAUGGUCGCACAGAAACGAUUCGUCCUGCGACCUUGGAAACCACAGAGUUUACUAAAGCUGUGUCUCAGUCACAGCCUGCAAGCAAUGCAGGGUUGAAGAAAUUGUUAAUGGAGUGUUCAAAAGUUCAUGGGAACCUAACAAAAGAAGCAGCCAUGGGCCAGGGAUUUGACCGACACCUUUUUGGGCUGAGAAAGUUAGCGGAAGCCAAGGGAGGUCCACUGCCAGACCUCUUCACCGACCCUGCAUACAGUAAAAUAAAUCACAUCAUUUUAUCUACGUCUACUCUUCCAUCCUCUACCAUAAGCUUUGGAGGCUUUGCACCAGUUGUUCGGGAUGGAUUUGGUGUUGGUUACCAGAUUCAGGAUGACUGGCUGGGUAUUGUACUGUCUUCCUACCCUCCACAUCGUGAUGGUGCCGGCUUCAUUGAAUGUGCCGACAAAGCAUAUAAGAUCAUCUACGAUGUUUUAUCACAAGCUUAACAUACGUAGUGAUUAAAUAUUCUUCAUUUGCAGUAUAUCUAGAAAUUAAUCAUUGUACUGUAUUGAAUAGGGACUAGUAACGUAACACUAAAGAGGUGGUAACUAAUACAAAAGGUGAGAUGUUAUUUAUUAUCAGUUUUUAUCAAAUUUUCUACUCUUUCCUUAGUAUUCCUUCCUGUGUCUAUCAGUGAUUUAUUUAUGACAUUAGUUAUGGGAACAGUCACAGAAAAUGUUUGCAAUACCCUAUACUGUAGUACUGUACUCUGUUCGCUCCAAGCUUGCAACUGGGCUAAGUUAAAGGAAGUUUGUGUUUGGCCGAGUCAUGCUUGGUGAAUGUGCGCCGGGGUUGGUGAUAUAGUUGGGUGUUGCCGAUUGCUUGUAAAUUUUUCUAUUCCACUUUAAGAUCUACAUUAACAAUACGUUUCACAUACUAAUUUUUCUACUCCAGCUUUAGAUAUCAUUCUAGAUCAACAUUUAAUUGUUAUUAUUACUGUACUGUACUUGCAAUUGUGGAAUAUAAAGAAAAGAAAUUAAAUAAUGAAGAACACCAGAUAACUCAAUGCACCUCAUUCAGCUGCAUUGAUAAACUCUGCACUUGGCCAUGUUUGUAAAGCUCAUCUGAACAGAGUAUAGUAGAGUUAUUUAAGUGCAAACUAUGUAAUAAUAUUUUACCUCACUACACACUCCUCCAAUGGUAUCUGGUGAUGACUGCCAUGGUUUCUUCCCACCAAGGUACUGUACACACACAAAUUAUCUCAGGAGAGAAACCUUUUCCUUUACAGUAGUGUAGUGCAGUAGUACUAAUGAGAGGAACGCGUACAUCUCGCUGUUCACUCUCGUACUGUGAUAUAUUAAUUGCACUUUUAAAGUAGGAUGAAUUACUUAAACUUGUUAACACUCUGGAUCACUUCAUAUCUUGGCACUAGUUGCCUAUAACUUGAGUCAUAUUGCAGUGUAUCAUGAGUUACUGUUUAGUUACAAAACAUAUGCAUUUGCCUCACUCUUGAAUUCAGGGAAAUUCAACUUGUAAUACAGACUUGGUUCCUAAGAUUGGACUAAAAGGUUGUGAUGAUGUUGACUCCAGAUUUUUAAAGACAUGUCUGUUAAGUUUUUACAGCCAUCUCUGUGAAGAUGCAGUUUCUAACUGAACUAGUCAGAUGUAUUCUCACACCUCUGGGAAACUUAACAUAUGAACCUUUGGGAAUCUGGGUCUUGAGCACCUCAAUAUUUAUGGACCCAUUUCCAUUCCAUUUGGUUAAUAAUACAGUAAUAAUUAUUAACAGAGAACUCGAAGUAAUGGUAUAUGUUGGGCAGAUGAAAGUACAGUAAAGGUUAAACAAAUUUCCUGCAUUGAUAUCAUUUAAUAUUUAAAGUUUUAUAUAUUUGGGUUUCUUGUUAAUUUGUCAUACAAAAUGCAGUACCUUAAAUUGUCACAUUUUACUGUAUUUCUUAAGCAAAUCAUUACAAACUGAUUAAAUAGACAGGCUGUCAUGAGAACACAACUUGAAAUUUGACACACAAGGCAUCACUAGUAGGUGAAUACUGUAAAUAAUGAACCUGAUGAGUUUUAACAAAAAUAACAUAACAUAAUUGUCUUUAUGUUUGUGUUGAUAACUUUUUACCUUUCUCCUAAUUCAAAUCAGUUCAUUCAUAACCAGCAUCAUUAUGCACUUGCCAAGUAUCAUGAAAGUGAGUCAGUCAGCUUUUGAGACAUGUUUACACACAAAUGAAGUAUGAACUAUACCGUAUAUGUGAGAGUUAAUAACUACAGGGGCUCCUCUACUUAAGAACGUUCAACUGUUCAACUUACAAACUUUCAGAGAUAGAAACAUCAUCACUGAGGGGGGGGGGGGGUUACCUGCCAGAACAGGUGUUUAAUGUGGAUGAGACUGGAUUAUUUUGAAUAAAAUUCCAGAGAGAACAAAUAUUACCUAAGAGGAGAAGAGUGAGCCAGGCUUUAAAGCUGUAUUAAAGGGUAUAGCUGUACUAAAUAUCCAUAAUCUUUCACAAUAUGUUUGGUAUCUACUAGAGUAAAGUUGGACUUACAAACAAGCCUCAGGGACGUAACUCGUUCAUAAGUAGAGGAGCACCUGUAUAUCAUAUACUGUAUAUAAUUGAGCUGUGCCUUUGAUGUUCAUAUUCUUGUAAAUUAACUUGUCUGGUAUUUUUUGUAUAAUAAGUUUCAUUUAUAGUUGUUGGAAUAAGGUUAACUGUACAGUAGGAACUCAACUUUCCACAAAGACUUCACCAUACUGCAGUAAUUUCCAAAUCAAAAAAUAAGGACCAUCAUUUUGCCUUUUUUUUUACUUUGAUCAAAUGUCACCAAAUGCAUGUACUGUACUGUACUGUAUUAUUAAUCCAGUGUAUAUCACAUACAGUACAUACCUGAUAGUUAUCAUCCAUACAGUACAGUACAUAUUUUUAAAAUGCUAAAUAACCUUUUGGUGAAGUUUGAAGAAGAGAGAUGUGUAGAUAAUAAGCUGCUACUGUAUGCAUACUUACAUUUGAUGGCAGGUUAUGGUUAUUGAUCUUAAACAUUGCCUUUCACUAUAUUUAUGUUUAAUUCUACAAAAAAAAUAAACAAUGCAAUUAGAAUUAUAAGUCUCAGAAUAUAUUGAA